Molecule: messenger RNA, 2048 nt
Organism: Capra hircus (goat)
Lineage: Eukaryota; Metazoa; Chordata; Mammalia; Artiodactyla; Bovidae
Gene: FOXD4
Product: forkhead box protein D4-like 1
Exons: 2
Coding region: 514-1728 (404 amino acids)
Biological process (GO): anatomical structure morphogenesis; cell differentiation; regulation of transcription by RNA polymerase II
Molecular function (GO): RNA polymerase II cis-regulatory region sequence-specific DNA binding; DNA-binding transcription factor activity, RNA polymerase II-specific
Source: RefSeq, a predicted model, not a curated record
UUUGCAUAUGGAUGUGGCCUUAGAUUGUUGGGUACAUAUUUUCCUACACCCCCGCCCCCGCUUUUUCAUUUGAGAGGUUUUCAAAGCCGUUAAGAGAGUCUAUGCAACUCCCGGCCCGAUUGGCCGGCUGAUCUUGAGGAGUGAAGCACCUUCCGUGCUGGCGGGUGGGUGCAAGAAGGAGGAGGCUGAAGGCUCUUGUGUAGGGUAAUGCUCAAAGGACCCUCAUCACUGCACUGCGUUGGGAGGCAGGAAGGGCGCUCUGAAGUAGGGCGAGAAAGGGUCUGAAGAGGGGCGGCAGAGUCCAUCACACAAGGACUCAGAAACUUCAAUAAAAGACAAAGUGCAUCUUUGCCGGACAGUGUGGGAAAGGACAAAUCGGCAGAAGUAAAAGACCACCAUCUACAAGGGGGACCCCGAGCGUCUCAGCUUCUUGGAACACUCAAUACAGGCUUCCAGCCCGGAGCCAGGUAGAGCGGCCGCUACCUCCCCGGCAUCUGCAGAACCUGCUCCUCCAUGAACUUGCCUAGAGCUGAGCGCCUUCGCCCUACACCCCCGCGCCGCCUCCGGGGCUCCGAUGGGGAAGAUGGUGACAUCGAUAUCCUGGGAGAGGGGGAAGAUGAAGAGGAGGAGGAAGAUGAACCCGAGGGAAGUCAGCGGUUCCCAGAGCCUCUGCACCAGCCACAGCCGCAGGAGCCGCGGCAGGGGGCUGGCGCGCUUCCUGGAGAGCGCACCGAGAGCAGCGGCGGCCCGAGCAACUCUUCCGAAUUCUGCCCCAAGUUCGGGGUUUCGACCGGGUCUACAGCGGUCUCUCGGGACGCCCCGCACCCGGCGAAGCCCCCCUACUCUUACAUCGCGCUCAUCACCAUGGCCAUUCUGCAGAGCCCGCACAAGCGCCUCACGCUCAGCGGCAUCUGUGCCUUCAUCAGUGGCCGCUUCCCUUACUAUCGCCGCAAGUUCCCCGCCUGGCAGAAUAGCAUCCGCCACAACCUCUCCCUCAAUGAUUGCUUCGUCAAGAUCCCCCGCGAGCCAGGACACCCGGGCAAGGGCAACUACUGGAGCCUGGACCCCGCCUCCCAGGACAUGUUUGACAACGGCAGCUUCCUUCGGCGCAGGAAGCGCUUCAAGCGCCACCACCCACCUCCCGGAGCCCACCUGCACCACCCUUUCCCCCUGUCCGCUGCGCCCGCUGCUCUGCACGGCCCCUACCCGGGCAUGCUGCUUGGGCCCCCGGCCCCGCCACAGCCUGUCCCUGGGGCCUAUCCCGUCUCCACCCCUGGGAGCCGCCAGUGCGCGCUGCUACAUCCUCACCCCCUCCGCUACCUGCUGCUCUCCGCCCCGGCCUACGCUGAGGUUCUCAGGAAAGAGCAAGGCGCGGAUAUGGGGACCCCCGGCGCCCUUCCGGCGCUGCAGCCCACGUUAGACUCCCAGCCUUGGGAAGAGAGCAAGGGGCCGGCGUCGCGGCCAGCUGGCGGAUGCACCUCCUUCAGCAUCGAGAGUAUCAUGCAAGGGGUCCAGGGAGCGGGUGCAGGCGCCGCGCAGAGUCUGCCCCCGACCCCGUGGGGUUACUGCCACCUGCCGCAGCGUUCGUCGUGCCUGUCGGACAAUUUUGAAGCAGCAGCAGCAGGAUUGUACCAGCGGCUGCGCUCCCAGCAAGGGCGCUCUGCUGGGCCGUCACCUGUCCGCCACCGCGGCGCUGUUGGGGUGUCAGUCCGGAGCAGAGGGCUCUAGGCUGACGUCUCUGGUCGCCCUUUCGGGCGGAGAGGGGACCUCACCGGCCUUUUGAAUAGCACCACCAGUCCCGGAGCUGACUAAGUAAGGCGGACGGGGAGCCAACCAGGAGGGCGGAGCCAUCCGAGGUCGUCUUGUCCUCGCCAUGGCGCACUUCACUUUGCACACUAGGCUUGCGUGUAUCAGAAUCCUGCAGCCGGGCAACCACAAAUAUCGGUUCGUAUGGCGUCAGCGUCACCUCGCCAUUUCUUUUGCUGCCUCCAGUCCUGACUUCCAAGGCUUUUUCGAUUUGCACAUUUCCAGAGGAACUAUGAGGAGAA